Molecule: messenger RNA, 4911 nt
Organism: Solanum tuberosum (potato)
Lineage: Eukaryota; Viridiplantae; Streptophyta; Magnoliopsida; Solanales; Solanaceae
Product: tyrosine--tRNA ligase, chloroplastic/mitochondrial
Exons: 2
Coding region: 74-1642 (522 amino acids)
Biological process (GO): tyrosyl-tRNA aminoacylation
Cellular component (GO): cytosol; chloroplast stroma; mitochondrion
Molecular function (GO): RNA binding; ATP binding; tyrosine-tRNA ligase activity
Source: RefSeq, a predicted model, not a curated record
GUGUGUUUCCAGUUAAACUCAUCCCAAGCAGAUAAAACUGCAACACUAAGCUCAACAGUCAACACACAUAAAAAUGGCCGCCGCCGCCGGUGCCGGUGCCAUUAACUCCGGCCUACGAUCUCUUCUUCUCAAUACUACCCUCAGACCUUUCACUUCAUCUUUCUUGAGAAAAUUACCACUACCCACAUACCUUUUUCUCCCCAAUACCCCUUCCCACCACAACUUUUCCCAUCGACCCUUUUGCUCUAUCUCACCAUUGACGACAUCCCAAGAAGACAAUUUUAGCAAUCCGAACAGUAAAUCACGACCCAAUGUUUUACACAUUCUUGAAGAAAGGGGGUUAUUGGAAUCAGUGACUAGCGACUCACUUCGCUCCGUUUGUUCCGACCCGAAUUUGGGUCCGUUGAAAGUGUAUUGUGGGUUUGACCCAACUGCUGAAAGCUUACACCUUGGUAAUCUUUUGGGUAUAAUUGUGCUUUCUUGGUUUUUACGUUGUGGGCAUAAUGCUGUGGGGCUUAUUGGAGGUGCUACGGGUCGGAUUGGUGAUCCGUCUGGGAAGAGUUUGGAGCGACCCGAGCUUGAUUUGGUAACUUUGGAGAAGAAUAUAUCUGGGAUUGCUGGUAUUGUUAAGAAGAUUUUGGUUUACUCACCAGGUGUUUGUGAAAAUGCUGGAGAGGUACAAAUUUUGAAUAAUUAUGAUUGGUGGAAAGAUGUAAAUUUUUUGGAUUUUUUGAGGAAUGUGGGGAGGUAUGCUAGAGUUGGGACUAUGAUGUCGAAGGAAAGUGUGAAGAAAAGGUUGGAAAAUGCAGAGCAAGGGAUGAGUUAUGCUGAGUUUACGUAUCAGCUUUUACAAGGUUAUGAUUUUGUGCAUUUGUAUGAAAAGGAAGGUGUCAUUGUGCAAAUUGGUGGUAGUGAUCAAUGGGGUAAUAUCACUGCUGGUACUGAUCUUAUUCGUAGGCUUAUAGGAAAAUCUUCCGAAAAUGGAGCUGUUGUUGGCAAUGUUCCGGUUGUUUUUGGGCUUACUUUUCCAUUGCUUCUCAAGAGUGAUGGUACCAAGUUUGGAAAAUCAGAAGAUGGUGCAAUUUGGCUAUCCGCUUCACUUUUGUCACCGUAUAAGUUCUAUCAAUACUUUUUUACAGUCCCAGAUGAUGAUGUAGUGAGGUUUCUUAAGAUUCUUACCUUUUUGAGCAUUGAAGAGAUUGCAGAGCUGGAGAGGGAUAUGGGAAAACUAGGAUAUGUUCCUAACACAGCUCAACGUAGGCUGGCCGAGGAGGUUACACGGUUUGUUCAUGGACAAGAGGGAUUGGAAGAGGCUCUAAAGGCUACAGAGGCUUUGAAGCCUGGAAAUGCUGAUACCAAAUUGGAUUGGAAAACAAUUGAAGGUAUUGCAGCUGAUGUUCCAUCUUGCUCCAUGAAUCAUGAACAGGUGUUAAACAUACCAAUUUUGGAUCUUUAUGUUUCCAGUGGUUUGCUUGAAAGCAAAUCAGCUGCACGACGAAUGCUUAAGCAAGGGGGACUUUACUUGAACAAUGCCAAAGUUGAUAGCGAGAGUAAGAAGAUUGAGGCAGAUGACAUUGUGGAUGACAAAGUUAUCCUUUUGUCUGCGGGGAAAAAGAACAAGAUGGUUGUUAGAAUAUCCUGAGCUGUUGCUGUUCGUCUAAAUUUCCAUUUGUGUUCGUAUGUAAGGAUGAUUGUGGCUAUUCCCACUGGUUGAAUUUGAGGAGUAGUUGUUUUUGAAUCAUACUUGUAGAUGACAGUUCCAUAUUAGCAUUCUGAGUUGGCGAGAUACACAGUUUUACAUGAUAUGCAUAUGAUAGAACGAGAGGAAGACGGACAAGUGUUGAGAGGAAGUGAGAAGUUCUACAUUACGCAACGGAAAAUUUUUCCUCUUCCCUUGGUAUUUUUAUGUAAUUAUUUUAAAAAUAAUGAUCCAGGAGGGAGACAAACAUGAGUUAUGCAAGCUUUAAGAAUUUCUUUGACUCUUGCAGAAUUUCUUUUAAUUGAAAAAGGUUCUGCUUGUUUUUCUCCUUGGACAGACGUGAUAUCUUAUUGCAAUUAGGAGGACUCCUUAUUUAUGGUUCAACUUAAGUGAUUGCAUCUUUCGCCUCUUUUCUAUUCAAUUUUGCUAUAUAUGUCUCAUUCGACAUGAUUGUAGAAGCUAGUUCUAUCACAGAGAAUCUGCAAUCUUGUUUUAGUUGCAAGCUAGAUGCAAAGUACAAGUGGCUUAGCUAAUACUAUACUGAUCCUGGGAGACACAUAAUAAUUUGUCUGGGCUGACGAGCAGCAUUUGUUGGUUUGGUGAGAUGUGAUUUGAAAUAGACUCUACCUUUAUCAGUUUCUGGAACUGUACCAAAAGUGUAUUUGUUGUGUUCAAUUAUAAACUUGCCUGUCCACUCUCCUGUUUAAUCGUUGGAGUAACAUGAAUAAGUUUUUGUUGGUUCGCUGUGCCCUUUGGGUAGGUUGUGUACUUUUCUGAAAAGGGAGAAUUGCAUCAGCUUAGGUUUGUCUCUUCUGGUGACUAACACAUUAGUUGGAAGUAUUGAAUAUUUAAUGUUGCUAGUAUUGGUGCAAAAGAAGACUAUGAAGAAGAAAAAUGACAUUGAUUAAGAAGAAGAAUAGGAGGAUGACUUCAUCAAAAAGAAUAGAAAGAGGAUGAUGAUCUUGUUCAUUGCUGUUUUGGGAAAAUAAAAAAGGAAUGUUGCUUCUAUCGUUCUUGGUCUAGCCCUUGAUUCUCUAUGAGUUAUAUUGCAAUUGAUAUUUUGAUAUAUGCAAAGACAGAGGUACAUUUGUAUAGAUACUAGCAGGCUACUUUAGAUGAUUGAUAUGCGUAACUUUUUUCAAAUGUAAAGGAGGGGGUGGCCUUUGCGAAUGUUGCUUAUAUAUAGUAUUGUCAAAGGCAAAAAAUCUUUAGAAAACGCUCCAAGUAUAUUGAGGCUUUUGGCGCAAAGUGCAGUUAAAUUGUGGGCUUUAGUAAGAAAAGGCACAGUUAAGAAAAAUAAUUGUAACGCAAGAAAAAAGUAACAAUUCGUUCAUAAUGCUUUCCUUAACAAUUAAUACAUCCCUUUGUUAAUUACAUUUAUUGUUUAGUAUUGCUUGAUUCAAAUGGCAUUUGCGAGAAAUGAGGCACCCCCCUUGGUGUCUUCCCUACACUGGAGCAACAUAAGCAAUGCGAAGCAUCCUCAUUCAGCUUUUUGAGCUUCAGGACUUAAGCACGCCUUAAAUAAGCCUUUGAAGUUUGACCACACUGCUUAUGUCAUUCUUGGUGGUUAGCUCUUGCUGUAUCUCUUAUAAUUCAAUGGCUUCUCUAUUGAGUGUUAUGCUUGAAUUGAUAUAAUAAUCAUGAGUUUUUAUCGAUGUGUUUGACCUACCACGAAGGAAGGGUGUUAGAGGUACUUUGUAGAAACACUAGCAUGCUGAAUGUGUAUCAUUAAACUUAAUAUGCUCAAUGUGGUUACCUUUUUUAAUUUGUGAAGGAAUGAUUCUUGGGCCUUUUUGAUUUCUGAUGUACUUCUCUAUUUGGUAGUAACCUACAUGUGCGUUGAAAGAGAACAUGUAUUUGCUAAGUUUGGCAAUGGGGUAGGGCAGCACUGAGCUGAGGCUAGGCAAAGCAUAAAUAGUGAAGCGAAGAUGAGUUCUUAGGCGAAGGGGAUGGGGUGGUGCUGGUCAAAUACUCAAAUUCAUUUUUAAAAAAUAGUGGGGGAAUUGAUAAAGUUAGCUCUCUCAGUCUUCAAGCCUGAAUGCCAAAGUGAAAACUCAGUUUUGGGAGCCAUUGUUGCUGGCAGGUGUUACCUUCUGCAAAUCCAUUGUCUACAGCUUCCUCAAAGCCAUUCUUGAUGGUAAAACUGCUUCCCUUGGUUUAUCUUUUUUUGCUUCUUUCACUUCUUUCUUUAUUUUUUCGAAUGUUGGUCUAGGUUUAUUCAACUUUUAUUUAACUUAGCUUGACCUUAGUAUAUUUGUAAUGGAAGACAUAUUAUGAUUUCGUAAUAUAGUUUCCCUUUGGUUUUUAGUGUUGUGGAUUGAAUAUGAUUUUGUCUUAGAUGAAUAACUUGUGGGUUUUGGAUAGAUGAAUUACCAUAGCUCAAUUUCAGGAUGUGCAAUAUCAGUUUGAGCAGAGACAAGAUAUUUUAACUUCUUGAAGCAUAAGGUUGAUGAUUGAGUGAACUAUUUUCUAAAAUAUAGGUGAAAGAAGAAAACAUUGAAGAUAAGGAAAAAAUAUGUACCUCCACUAAUUAGAAAGUACCAACCUUAUCUUCUUAUAUAAUUGAAGAAAGACUUGAACUACUGUCAGGCAAUGGUUGACGCAUUCUUCCAUUAUCUUUCCUCUUCCUAGGAUGAAUUUGACGCCUUCCUGUUCCUGCUCACUUGUUCAAUUAUUUUUAUUUUUUGUGAUGGUGGUGUAGAGGCCAGCUUGCACGUAUCUCGACUAUUUAACAGGCACCUGCUACCUCUCGCAGCACAACUUUCGGGUGUGAUUUCAGUUAUUCAUAGAGUUUCGCACUCCACUUUGUUCAAUGAAGAGUGGUCUAUAACAGGUAUUGUUGGUGUUGCUGGUUGUGAUUUAUGGCAGCUGUGGUGCUGCAAGUACGAAAAAUGGUGUGGGGUGGAUAUUGCAGCAGUUUGAUUUGCUUUUGAUUUUGGUGAAGACUGUGGCAUAGCUGCACGAUUUGUUUAGUUUUGCCGCUAGCCUGUUAAUAUGUUGCAAUUUACUGAAGCUGGACAAGUAAGCUCAAAUUGAAGGAUAUGCUUUCAACAUUCAGAAUCUGAAACCAUCCAAUGCUCUAACCUUGCUUCAGACUUCAGAGCUUCUACUUAUGUUGUUUAAUCUGUUAUCAUUUUCUAGUGAUGUUCGCAUUUGUUACUUUAUGAUGAUACAGAAUGCUGGCUGGCUAUUUGAGCUGUAGAGUAUGGUUU